AUGACCGAGGGAACAAGGCGCAGUGAACGCAUUCGUCGCAUCCAAUUGGAGAGAUCCAUGGCCUCCGAAGCGAACCCGAAUCCUGCAGGUCAAGGGACCCGUGCCCUCUUCGUUGUGGCUAAUUUUGCGCCACCUCCUCGUCAAAGGCGUUCCAGACGUUUCGUACCCCAGCUGGAAAUUAUCUCCGAUCCUGAGCACACAAAUCGCACCAUCUUCAUGCCGCUGCACUUGUCCAACCGCCGGAAUAGGAAUCAAAUGAUAAGAUCCGUCCUGUUGCCUGUACCAGAGAAUCCGCCUUCUGCGCCUCAACGCGUUCGGUACAUUUCUGUAGCAAACUGGAGCUUUAACAACAACACCACGUUGGAAAACCGUGGAGUACUCUUGAUGGUCAUGCUCGUAGACCCUUCGCUGGAUACCGAAAUGCGCCGCCAUCGUAGUAUAGUGAUUUCCACCAUCCAACGCAUUGCCGCCUACUUCCUGUUCUAA
Messenger RNA from Drosophila elegans, 486 nucleotides. RefSeq lists its product as uncharacterized. NCBI's taxonomy places the organism in Eukaryota, Metazoa, Arthropoda, Insecta, Diptera, Drosophilidae. The record is from RefSeq and is a predicted model, not a curated record. Bases 1 to 486 code for a protein of 161 amino acids. The transcript has a single exon.